AUGGCAAUGUUGGCUUCCAAGUCGACAUUUCCGGCUUCGCUGGGCUCGCAGCCGUCGGCCAUGAUGGUGAACACGCCCCAGACCGCCUCUGCCUACCCCUCCUCGAGACGCGCGCCCGCCGUUCAGAUGGCCACCCAAAAUUACCAAAGCCCGACCGAGUCGGAGUUUUCUGACGUCGACGGUCCGGACUCGGUCAAGAAUUGGGAUGAAGAUAGGGUUUGCGAGUACCUGCGGAGCGUCAAGUGUGGCGAAUACGAAAAGAUCUUUCGCAGGAAUCACAUCAAUGGAGACAACUUGUUGGAGAUGGAUAAGGAGGUGCUGAAGGAGAUGGGCAUUGACAAGGUGGGCGAUCGUGUGCGCUUGUUCCUGAGCAUCAAGAAGUUGCGGACCAAGACAUACGCCAACCAAAAGAGGCGCAACAGGGAUUCCUUUGCGGGGCUUGAUGUCCAAUAUGCGCCCUCCUCACAAUCACCACGGCACCAACCAAAUACUGGGGCCAGUGGUCGCGGGAUGCCAGCGAGCAAUAAGAGGUAUUCGCGCCAAUUCGAUUUCCCAGCUGCUGUUCCCGGUGUUGACAACCAAAACCCCUCAAGGCCUACCUCUCCUCAGUCUUCCGGUGGCUUCAGAAGCGCCCGCCAACAGCAGCAGAGAUAUCCUCAACCACCUCACACAGCAUACAGUCAACCAACUCCUGCGACGGCCAUCUUCCCCAUGUCUCCGCCCGAGCCACCACACACAGGCCGUCUGAUGGCAAGCCACACCAGAACUCAGUCGGAUGGCUCAUCACUAAUGGCCGCUUUGCCCCCUGGACAGGAUGUGAUCCGGGUUAUCUCGACAGGUGGUGUCACCAAGGUUGUUAAGAUCGCCGACUGCAACACCUGCGAGGAAGUCAUGCGCGUCACAUUGCGCAAGUUCGCUUUACGGGAGGAUCAUGAGAGAAACUACUGCUUCUGGGUCUUGGUCGGUGGUGACGACCCACAUAAGUGCCGUCGCCUUGGUGAUACUGAACUCUGGAGGGUGAUCAAAGACCACACCCGACCAGAACGAAAUCGCCUCAUCCUACGACGUGUUCCUGCCGGGGAGCCAGGAUUCGCCGAAUUAGAAAGAGCAGCUGCGAUUGCCAUGGAGGAGGCGCAACAAAACCACAAUCGCUCCAUGGAGACUAUGGACAAGCGAAGUCAACUAAAGGCACAAAAGGUCUUGGGUGAAUCGUGGGAAACUAUUCAGCAGCCGCCCCUUUCACCUGUGUCUUAUCAGGACCAUCAAGACCGAGAAAGAAAUGUGUACAACACCGCCAGAGACUUGGAGCGUCCGGCACCCGCUGAGACACCACGAAUGCCCCGCAGCCGCAAGGUUCUUCGACAGUUCGGCGGGCUAAGACCGCCCAGCGAGUUGAUCGCGUCGGAUCUUACCAGCUAUUUCCCUGACCACUCCAGAGAGGCUAUCGACAGGACAGCCCGCAUGUCCAUGCGUAGGUCGCAGCGCCUUAGCAGGGUGAACCACCGCCUCAGUGUUGCCAGCACCCUGAGCUUUGCGUCCAGCAUUCAGGACGCACCUCCUAUUCCUACCAUUGCCGACAGUUGGCUCACUGCUUCCAACCAAGUCGCCAGGGUCCGUCCUGGAAACCAGCUGGGCCGCCUCAACCAUGGGUACCGGGACUCGGUCGCCUCCUCCGUUCUCGACACUCUACAGGAGGAGUCAUCACCUAUCGAACCGAACCGCAAGUCUUAUGUGUCUUUUGCGGAUAGCAGCUCAGAUGCCGGUACUGCUGCCGUCAGCAUCACCGACCCAGAUGGAAACGUGGUCCGACACAGCUACUUUGACGGCGACAGCACCGUCGGAUCUGGCGGUUCUCUCCAAGAAGUCAACCAGGCCCUCACCGACGACGGAGAGGAUGCCGAUGAAGAGCUUCAGAGCUUCCUCGCUGGCGACUCCUGGGAUGACAGCAAGUGGAUGAAGGGUGCGCUCAUUGGUCAGGGGUCUUUUGGUUGCGUCUACCUCGCCCUCCACGCCGUCACUGGCGAGCUUCUCGCCGUAAAGCAAGUCGAGACCCCAUCGCCCGGCGCCAACAGCCAGAGCGACGCCCGAAAGAAGAGCAUGAUCGAGGCGCUCAAGCGUGAAAUCAGUCUCCUCCGCGACCUCCGGCACCCCAACAUUGUGCAAUACCUCGGCUGCGGAUCAUCAGCCGAAUACCUCAACAUUUUCCUCGAAUACGUCCCCGGCGGCUCAGUCCAAACCAUGCUUAACUCGUACGGCGCCCUCCCCGAGCCCUUGGUCCGCAGCUUCGUCAAGCAAAUCCUCAACGGCCUUUCCUACCUCCACAACAUGGACAUCAUCCACCGCGACAUCAAGGGCGCCAACAUCCUCGUCGACAACAAGGGCACCAUCAAAAUCUCGGAUUUUGGCAUCUCGAAGAAGCUGGAAGCAACAAACAUUCUCAACGGGGCCAACAAUAAUAAACACCGGCCUUCGCUGCAGGGGUCAGUGUUCUGGAUGGCACCAGAAGUGGUCAAGCAAACGUCUUACACCCGCAAGGCGGAUAUCUGGUCGCUUGGGUGUCUUGUUGUUGAAAUGUUUACGGGGACGCAUCCGUUCCCGGAUUGCACGCAGCUGCAGGCCAUUUUCAAGAUUGGGGGGGCGAAGGCCACGCCGACGAUCCCGGAGCAUGCGAGCGAGGAGGCGAAGCAGUUUUUGGGGCAGACGUUUGAGAUUGAUCAUAACAAGAGGCCGAGUGCGGAUGAUUUGAUGUUGAGUCCGUUUUUGACGCCGCCGGCGUUGUAA
Podospora anserina S mat+ is the source of this 2781-nucleotide messenger RNA. RefSeq lists its product as uncharacterized. The record is from RefSeq and is a predicted model, not a curated record. Bases 1 to 2781 code for a protein of 926 amino acids. Gene Ontology annotation, molecular function: protein binding; protein kinase activity; ATP binding. The transcript is spliced from 2 exons. Gene Ontology annotation, biological process: protein phosphorylation; signal transduction. Lineage: Eukaryota; Fungi; Ascomycota; Sordariomycetes; Sordariales; Podosporaceae.